UCCUUUCCAUGUCUUGUUGUGACGAACGACUCCCCGAGCUGUUCUACAAAAAAUAAACAAAGAAGAAGAAAAAAAAGCAAACAACUUCGCAAAAUGAACGCUCUUUGGGUUUUGGAGAAGUGGAACUUUUGUUCACUUCACAGGCAACAAAAUUCCAUUUCCAGACAUGCAAAAUACAACAUAUAUGGCAAAAAGGAAACCCCAGUCUUGCUAUUUCCAAUCCCCAUCUCACCAGACUCACCCUACCCCGCCCCAAAACAAUCAUCAUCCAAACAACCUCUUUUCUUCCUCCAACCAUUCACUGAAUUUCAUUAUUGGGUUUCAACCGAGAACCAUGCCAAAACUAUACACCUACAUACACGCAAGAAAAACCAACUAACCCCCUUUCCCUCCCUCCGUUUCCACUCCCCUCCCUCUUCCCUACACACAUAUAACAUAUGUAGGGCACAGCACAGCAUGGUAUGGGGGCACGUUUUGAUCCAUCGCCCGCAAGGAUGUAUGCAUGCCAGCGUAUAA
This is a messenger RNA of Periconia digitata, 516 nucleotides long. Lineage: Eukaryota; Fungi; Ascomycota; Dothideomycetes; Pleosporales; Periconiaceae. The record is from the annotation of a GenBank genome assembly.